GGGGCGGCUUCUGAGUCGCUCGCGGGGCGUGGGGCGGUGCUGGCAGCCGAGGCUCAGGCGAGCUCGACGCCGGGACUGUCCAGGGAGGCGCAGCGCAGCGCGGCGGGAACCCUCAGUCGGAGUAGCUCGGGAGCCGGAGCAGCCGCCGCCGCCGCCGUCCGCGGAGCGCAGCCGAGCCGGCCAUGGCGUUGUCGAUGCCACUGAACGGGCUGAAGGAGGAGGACAAAGAGCCCGUCAUCGAGCUCUUCGUCAAGGCUGGCAGUGACGGUGAAAGCAUAGGAAACUGCCCCUUUUCCCAGAGGCUCUUCAUGAUUCUGUGGCUCAAAGGCGUUGUAUUUAGUGUCACAACCGUGGACCUGAAAAGGAAGCCUGCUGACCUGCAGAACUUGGCUCCCGGGACCCAUCCACCAUUUAUAACUUUCAACAAUGAAGUCAAAACGGAUGUAAAUAAGAUUGAAGAAUUUCUCGAAGAAGUCUUAUGCCCUCCCAAGUACCUGAAGCUUUCACCAAAACACCCCGAAUCAAAUACUGCUGGAAUGGACAUCUUUGCCAAAUUCUCUGCAUAUAUCAAGAAUUCAAGGCCAGAGGCUAAUGAAGCCCUGGAGAGGGGUCUCUUGAAAACUCUGCAGAAACUGGAUGAAUAUCUGAAUUCCCCCCUCCCCGACGAAAUUGAUGAGAACAGUAUGGAGGACAUUAAGUUUUCUACACGUAAAUUUCUGGACGGCAAUGAAAUGACAUUGGCUGACUGCAACCUGCUUCCCAAACUGCACAUUGUCAAGGUGGUGGCCAAAAAAUACCGCAACUUUGACAUUCCGAAAGCGAUGACCGGCAUCUGGAGAUACCUGACCAACGCCUACAGUCGGGAUGAGUUCACCAACACCUGUCCCAGUGACAAGGAGGUGGAAAUCGCUUAUAGCGACGUAGCCAAAAGACUCACCAAGUAAACUGGCCUUUGUGAGAGAGAGGUCUUCACGUCUUCCCCUAAGAACAUGCUUCUCCUAACAGACUGCUCCUGUUCCUAUAAAGUAGAAAUCUUAUUUUGCAUGAACGUGCAGUUAUUCAGGAUUAGGAUAAAGGAUAGACAAGGCAUAGUAGCUGUUGUUAAGUACACACUCCUAAGCAGUAUUAUGUUAAAAUUCUUCACUCUGUCUCCCCCUCCUGCCCAUAGCCCCCCCCUUCCCCCACUUGGGGACACUCCGUCCGCUCUUUUCACCUUAGGGCUGGCUUGCCAUCCCUCCAGCGCCCUCACUGGUGUGUCUGCUCACUGUGUAGACCACAAAACCUGUGCGUGCUGUUGACGUUGACCACGGCCGCCUCAGUCAGGCCGCCUGCUGGCGCGCGAAGCGGGGCCCAAGGCUUCUCUGUGUCUGGGAUUUUAGCCUCCCUCCUAUCAGAAUACGCCGUGCCCAUCAGGUUCAGGAUAACCCAGCCUGUCCCGGGUGGGCUCCCACCAGGGGAGAGAGCCUUCCACUGAAAGUCACUACACUCUUCGCUGUUUCACGUCUGUACGUGGGUGUUUACUUUCCCCGAAAGCAUUUAUCCUUCAUACCGGUGAUAACGCCUGACACUAUGUAGCUACGUAGAAGCUAGAAGUGUAGAGAGAGGGAUGAUAAUCCUCAAGGUCUUCCUCAAGCAUUUUAUCCAUAGGAGAAGAACCAGUGGGCACCUGUUGUUCUGUCUAAAUGUCUUACAGGUUUGCGUUUUUUUGUUUUGUAUGUACUUUGCCCAGUGCCAUUCCUUUGGAACAUUAUGGCUGCCCUCCUUUAUUUAAAAAGCUCCUGUUAGGUAAGCGUAGACCUUGCCGUCUGUAGAUCUUUUGAGCAACACACUACGUAAACUGAUAUUUAGUUGACUUUGCAGUACAAGGAUUUGUGAUGUCAAGAUUAACCCUCACGAUACUAACCUAAGGCAUGUAGGGUGGGUUCAUCAAAAUGUCAGCUGGGAUUGCGUUUCUGAGGCCUGUGUCAUUAGUAUGGGUACCCUAAAGAAUGCAUCAUCCAUCCCGUCUUGGAAACAGGACGAAACACACACGACGAGCUUCCCCAUUCCACCCCCGUUCGCUGUUCAGCUUUGGGCAGAGAGAGGAUGUUCGCUCCUUUGGGACUGAGUUGGGACUGAGUGGUAGCUGUGACGGUGAGCACGGAUUGACUCAUCUCAGUCGCUGUACUUCCCUCAAUUAAAUGCUUCUAAAGCCACCCGGAGGAGUAGCACUCCGCGUGCUUGUUUUUUCAAUUGAAGUCCUAAACCAGGGGUAACCUGUGCUCUGACAAGGGGGGACGAACUUGAUAAAAAUAAAACAAAAGUCUGCUAUGUGUUUAUUCAUCAAAAAAACCCCAUACUUUAUAAAUACCACUUCAAAGACCCUGGCUGUGACUAGACUACAUUUUUGGUCAUCUUUUAUAUGUAACUUAGUUUAAGAAGUGCUAUUUCUCAUAGGCUGUUUUUGGAAAUUUAAGUCUAUUAUUGCUUUCAAACGGCAGUGCUUUCCCCCCUGUGAUAUGGUAACAUAUGGUGUUCUGGAAGCAGCCCGAGUUUUAUGAACAUUCUGCAUCUUUAUGAGUAAUUGCUUGGGCACAAGGAUGAGCUCCGUGUUGUAUCCGUUCGGCUCAGGGACGCCUCUUUGCCUUACCUUUCUUCGAGCUUGUUAUUGCUGAUCAAACUUUGGGCACCCACCUUUUUUUAUAAUUAAAUAUUGGAUGGUGACUUACCUGGUUCCAAGCAAAGCACUCAGGUUAUCCUUGGGAAGGUCUAGAGCAGAAGCUUUGGUGGGCGAAAAUGUCACCUGCACCAGGGCGCCAGGCUGCACACAGCCAUCGCCACUUCUCACCCACUUUUUAAGUGGUAAGUUGGCACUCGGGUGAUCCUGAACCGUGCCUCAUAGCCUGAAGUAUGAAAAAGGUUCAAGAGAAGGAGGGAGGGGUCUGUUCUUCCAAGUGGUGGGCUAAGUGGUGCAAAGGAGAGGGUAAUGAAGACGGAGGGACACUCGUCAGAGUAGAGUGAUGGAAACCACGCCCUGGGAUUCGGUCGUGAAGUAUUUUCACUUUGGAUAUUUAUUCCCUUCAGUGUCCUUUUGAGAUUUAGCCCGUGAUUAUACUUGGCUAUCUCUCUUAAUACCCAAGGAAGGCAGGUUUAUCUCUUCUGACUUUGAUGUAGAAAGCCUUUAUUACUUUAUCAGGGAAGAUAGUUAAAUGACAUUGAGAUUGGCAAAUGGACAAAAGCUAGUAAAGAGGAUAAUCUCCCAGAACGUGCUUUUUUUUUUUUUUUUUUUUUUUUUUAAAUCCCACUCUGUACUUGUGGAAAGGCCAUAGCUUAGAAUCUUGGGAGAUGUUAGGACAUCAACGUUUUCAUGGCAGUUCAUGUAGUGCAUGAAUUGACGUAAUGCAGACCAUCUGAUAUCAUUUCUACAACUAAAUAGUUUACCCCUUCAUGUAAACUCACCCUUACGUUCCACUUCAACAAGAUUAGAUUCUGAAUGGAAACUCUCACUGUUUCCCAAGAGAUUUUGAGACAUUUUUGUGUCAAACAGUUGGAAAGCUCUUUACUGUUUCAGCUGAUACAGCGUCCUUUUUUGUUUUAAUGUAGAUGCGGAUACUCUCUACCCUUAAUCUUUUAUUAAGAUUAUUGACUUUGUGAUGAAAAUCACAUGAGAUUCGAUUUCUUGGUAACUCAGCUUACACAAUUUAUCUUUAAAUUCUUGAGCAAUCUGUUUGCAAUUAAGAGAUUUCUGGCAUCCUUACACUAAGUUGAUCAUCUUUAGAAUUUAGGCAUUUUAACUUCAGUUGACUUUUGAAUCUCUCCAGAGUUAUGUAGAUAGCUUUUAUUUCUGUAUAUUUAAAAUAUCCAUUUAGAAAAUAUCUGCGAGGUAAAAAAUGAGAAGAAAUAGCAAUGUAUUUUUUCAUGAACAUUUUGAUACACAUUUCAUCGUUUAUUGAUUAACCAUUUUCUUAUACUGGUUAUAAUCAGUAUUUGAUUCUGAGGGGGAAGUACUCAUUAUUGAUAUACUGUAUGGGCCUUUUUUAUUCCAUCCUUUACAAAUGAUCAAGAUCGGAGCUGUCAAAAUUAUAUUUUUGUCAUGGAAAAAAUUUCAACUCCCCAAGUCCUAAUGUUGAACAGAAUUGGAAUAUUUUCUUUAGAAUUACUUGAAAAGGCAAAUGAAAGCUUAUGAUAGAAUGCUUGUAUUUUCUUUUCUCUUUCUAGAACCAGUAUAUUGCUGGCAGCUAUUGUAUUAAAAAAUAAAGUAUAUUUUCACUAUCAUAAAAGGUUCUUUUUUCCCCCCUCAUGAAAAUAAAUAGCAACCUGGGGUAAAAGUG
Messenger RNA from Suricata suricatta (meerkat), 4310 nucleotides. RefSeq names its product chloride intracellular channel 4 (gene CLIC4). The record is from RefSeq and is a predicted model, not a curated record. The transcript is spliced from 6 exons. Bases 183 to 944 code for a protein of 253 amino acids. Lineage: Eukaryota; Metazoa; Chordata; Mammalia; Carnivora; Herpestidae.